AUGAAGCUCACUUCAGUAUUCCAAAGCAUCGCCUUGCUGGCUGUUUCCAUCGACGCCCUCGACCUUCGCGCCACGAGCCCCAAGCGCAAAGCCCUCUGGAAACCAAAAGUCGGCGCGAAAUGGGAAAUCAUCCUCUCAGAGGUCUUUACGAUUCCCAGUGGAGGUGCUAGCAAGCUUGACCCUAGUGUCACCAUUUACGACCUCGACCUAUACGAGAACAGCAAGACCACUUUCGCCGCCCUCCAAAAGGCUGGAAAGAAUGUCAUCUGCUACUUCAGCGCUGGAUCAUGGGAGAACUGGCGCGAUGACAAGGAUGAGUUUCCUGCCAAAGACCUCGGAAAGACCAUGGAUGGAUGGCCGGACGAGAAAUGGGUGAACAUCAAAAGCACUGCGGUCCGGGCUAUCAUGGCCAAGAGGAUCAAGGUUGCCGCUGACAAGGGUUGUGACGCUAUUGAUCCCGAUAACAUGGACGCUUAUAAUAAUGACAACGGUCUCGGUCUCACAGAAGCUGACACAAUCUCAUAUGUCAAGUUCUUGUCCGCAGAGGCGGCAAAGUACAACAUGGUCAUGGGCAUGAAAAACGGCGGAGACGUCACCGAAGAUGUCCUGCCACACGUCGCCUUCAGCGUCAACGAACAAUGCAUUCAGUACAAGGAGUGUGGUUUGUAUGCCCCAUACAUCGACGCGGACAAGCCUGUGUUCAACAUUGAGUACCCCAAGGGCGCACCAAAGGUCAAGGACAGUGACAAGAAGAAGAUUUGUUCGACAACCGGUGCCGCUGCAGACUCUGAUGGAUUUAGCAAGAUCAUCAAGAAGUUGAACUUGGACAAGUGGACUCUGUACUGCUAA
Molecule: messenger RNA, 849 nt
Organism: Fusarium poae
Lineage: Eukaryota; Fungi; Ascomycota; Sordariomycetes; Hypocreales; Nectriaceae
Exons: 2
Coding region: 1-849 (282 amino acids)
Source: RefSeq, a predicted model, not a curated record